AGAUAAAGAGCCAACUGAAUUUAUGUUCUACUGCUGCUGCUGUAUAAAACUGGACUUUGCCCUCUGACGCACAACCGGUCCGCCUACGUUUGCAAAAAAUUUUUUUUUCCUUUUUCCCUUCCUUCUUCUUUUUGGAGCAACGAGAGAAAUUCAAAUAUGUGAACCUCUGUUCGUAGGGGGAGGGGGGCGGAGUCGCAAUAAGUUGUAAUAAUUUCAAUUGCAAUUAUGUCCAUUGGUAUUUGGAAUUGAAAAAGAAAAAAAAUGUAAAGAAGGCGGCGAGGGGAUCUCGUAAAAGUCAGUGACAUCGCAUCGACUACUUAUGAACUUUCCCCCUCUAGCAAUGCAAAGUGAUUCUCAAAUCGAGGAGCGUGGAACUUGUUUUAUUUGCAUUUUGAACGCGAAUUCAUUCAGGCGCUCAACGUGCCUUUGGGGAAAAAAAGAAAAAUUGUAUUUAUUCGGGUUUCUAAAUUAAUCGACGACAAUUAAUUUAAAGUAAAAAUUCACUUGUUGUGAAUUUACUAUUCGGGUGUAGAAUCAUUGUCUCUUGCUCACUUUCUCUCUCGCUCGCUCGCUCUCUCUCUCUCUCUUUGAUCCCCUUUUGAAAAUCUCAAGUGCUUUCUGCGAGCGGGAAAUCAAGUUUCUACGUAACGGUUUUGCGCUAAACUUUGGACUUUGAUUGAGAUUAUUACGCGAGUUAAGAUCUUUCCGAUAGCACACUGACAAAACUCUCUCAAGUCCGGUGCGUGCAAUUUGUUAUUUCCCACACAAGUAUUUAAUGUAGAUUAUACUACAUGUGUGCAUGUUUAUGAGAUACUACGAGUUGCAGCGCUUCACCAGUGUGUUCGAAUUCGUUGAGGAAUACAGACGCAAAUUUAUAAUUGUAUAUACGUGUAAUUUUCGCCGGCUAUGUCUUUACUUCGUACAAUCGUAACGCGUAAUGUUCAAUUGACCAAUCAAUUUAAAAAACAAUGCUUGAAGAAAUACAGUUCGGCCGUCUUGAAAAGCCCGCUUGGACAAAUACAAAUUCCGGAUCAAUCUUUCACUGAUUUUGUUUUCUCCAAGUCGACGGAAUGGGAGAAUAAACCUUCCCUGACAUGUGGUCUCACUGGAAGAACGUACACGUACAAUUUAGCGAAGAAGCUAAGCCACCAAACAGCCCAAGCGCUUCUGGAGAAGGUUGGCUUGAAGCCGGGUGAGAAGGUUGGACUGCUUCUGCCAAACAUACCCGAGUACUUAAUAUCCGUCCACGGGAGUCUGAAGGCAGGGUUAAUUGUGACAUUCGUCAAUCCCCUGUACACCGCCGAGGAAGUGGCCCGACAGUUCAAAAAUGCCGGUGUCCGCUGCAUCAUGACAGUGCCUCCACUGCUCGAAACUGCCCUUAAUGUUUCCAAGCAACUGAAUAAUUAUACGUACACUAUUAAUAUCGGCGGAGACAACGAGAAUGAUAAAAAGGUCCUGGGUUUGGAAAGCAUUCUCAAAGAAAAGUACAGUGCGAAAUUGCCUGUAAUCAACAACAAUGAUGUGGCAGUUUUGCCCUACAGUUCGGGAACGACAGGUUUGCCGAAAGGAGUAAUGCUCACGCACAGGAACUUGAUUGCAAAUCUCCUGCAAUGCGACAAUCCCGCCUGUGUGAACAACAUUCCAACGACUGAGACCACACAGGAAACCACUUUGUCAGUUCUGCCAUUCUUCCACAUUUACGGGUUCAAUGGAAUCCUCAAUUUCUUGGUUUACCUCGGUGGCCAAAUCAUCACUCUGCCAAGAUUCACCGUCGAAGACUACAUCAAAUGUUUAGAAAAAUAUCGUCCAGACUCCAUUUUUGUUGUGCCAUCGUUACUAUUGUUUUUAAUCACUCAUCCGGAAGUGACGAGGGAUCACUUGUCGUCCAUAACGAAAGUGAUUUGCGGUGCUGCUCCUGCUACCAAAAGUCUCCUCGACAAAUUCAAGGAGAAAAUCGGCCGGGACAAUUGUUUGCUGUCUCAAGGUUACGGAAUGACUGAAACGAGUCCGGCGACAAUUUACACGCCAAAGGCAAUGCCGUAUUCGAAGACUGGAAGUUGCGGCCAGUUGCUUCCGUCGACGGAGGCUCGGCUAGUAGAUCUGCUCUCUAGGAAGGACAUAGUCACCCCCGAAACGCCGGGCGAACUGCUCGUGAGGGGACCUCAAGUCAUGAAGGGCUACCUCAACGAUCCUGCGGCCACCAAAGAUAUCAUGGACGCUGAUGGCUGGCUGCACACGGGCGACGUUGUCUACUACGACGAAGACGAGUACUUUUUUGUUGUCGAUCGCACAAAGGAACUUAUCAAAGUCAAAGGAAAUCAGGUAUCGCCGACAGAAUUGGAAUCAAUUAUUUUGGAAGUGCCAGGUGUGGCGGAUGUGGCGGUUGUUGGUGUACCAGAUAAUUUUGCCGGUGAAGUGCCAAAAGCUUUUGUUGUCAAAAAGCCGAACGCUGACGUGAGCGCGGAGAUAAUACAAAAUUUCUUAACACCUAAGGUAGCAACGUACAAAAAGUUAAUGGGAGGUGUUUCCUUUAUCGAUGCAAUUCCCAGAAAUCCUGCCGGAAAAAUAAUACGCACCCAAUUAAAAGCUCUAAGUAAUUAAUUAACAAUCAUUAAUUGUCAAAUCCACUUUCCAUUUAUUUCAUCUUUCAACCUGAAGAAACAAAAAUUCCGUGCUACUUGCAUUUUUAAUUGACACUCUUAAAUGUAUUAUAAUAAAAUUGUAACUUUUUAUAUUCCAUAUAUUCUGUACUUAAUAUUAUGUAAUUAAAUAAAAUAUAACAUAUAAAAUAAAAAAAAGUUCUAAAUUCA
Molecule: messenger RNA, 2810 nt
Organism: Leptopilina heterotoma
Lineage: Eukaryota; Metazoa; Arthropoda; Insecta; Hymenoptera; Figitidae
Product: 4-coumarate--CoA ligase-like
Exons: 7
Coding region: 907-2601 (564 amino acids)
Biological process (GO): long-chain fatty acid metabolic process; fatty-acyl-CoA biosynthetic process
Molecular function (GO): long-chain fatty acid-CoA ligase activity
Source: RefSeq, a predicted model, not a curated record